CUAAAACACAGAAGAAGUCGUCUGUAUUAUUUGUGUUUUGAACUUGAACCGACCGCACGUAGGCUAAAGAAAGUUGUCGUUUGACGUUUCGGUACGUGAACCGGAGUGAUGGAGGCCCUUAUACCGGUCAUAAACAAACUGCAAGAAGUGUUCAACACUGUCGGCGCAGAUAUAAUGCAGCUACCGCAGAUAGUUGUUGUGGGAACUCAGAGCAGUGGGAAGAGUUCUGUCUUGGAGAGCCUUGUUGGCAGAGACAUCCUGCCUCGUGGUACUGGCAUCGUCACACGCCGCCCCCUCAUCCUUCAGCUUGUGCACAUCGACUCAGAAGAUUGCAGAAAAACCACUAUAGAGAAUGCAUCCAAUUACAAGACAAAUGGGCGCCUUUACAGAGGGAUUGAUGGAGAUGAGUGGGGAAAAUUCCUACACACUAAAAACAAGAUCUACCCAGAUUUUGAAGAGAUCAGGCAUGAAAUUGAAACAGAGACUGAAAGAAUUACUGGGAGUAAUAAGGGUAUUAGCGCUGAACCCAUUCACUUGAAAAUUUUCUCACCACAUGUUGUGAACCUGACGUUGGUUGACCUUCCUGGUAUUACAAAGGUACCUGUGGGUGAUCAACCCAAAGACAUUGAGAUCCAAAUCAGAGAAUUGAUCCUCAAGUAUAUUUCUAAUCCAAAUUCCAUUAUCCUGGCUGUGACUGCUGCUAACACAGACAUGGCAACCUCUGAGUCCCUCAAAAUAGCUCGAGAAGUUGACCCUGAUGGCAGGAGGACACUGGCAGUAGUGACCAAAUUGGAUCUGAUGGAUGCUGGUACAGAUGCCAUGGAUGUGUUGAUGGGCAGAGUCAUUCCUGUCAAACUGGGCAUUGUUGGAGUAGUUAACAGGAGUCAACUGGACAUCAGUCACAAGAAGUUGGUGUCAGAUGCCAUCCGUGAUGAGUAUGCCUUCCUACAAAAGAAGUACCCCUCUCUGGCAAACAGAAAUGGAACAAAAUAUUUGGCAAGAACAUUGAACAGGUUGCUCAUGCACCACAUCAGAGACUGUCUUCCUGAGUUGAAAACAAGGAUCAAUGUGCUGGCAGCCCAGUACCAGGCUCUGCUCAACAGCUACGGUGAACCUGUGGAUGAUAAGAACGCCACGUUGCUGCAGCUCAUCACCAAGUUCGCUGCAGAGUACUGCAACACCAUAGAGGGCACGGCAAAGUAUAUCGAGACAGCUGAAUUAUGUGGCGGGGCAAGAAUUUGUUAUAUAUUCCAUGAGACAUUUGGUCGCACCUUGGAGUCCGUAGAUCCUUUGGGUGGUCUGACAACUAUCGAUGUACUCACAGCAAUCAGAAAUGCAACGGGUCCCAGACCUGCUUUAUUUGUUCCUGAGGUUUCGUUUGAGCUGCUGGUGAAGAGGCAGGUCAAACGUCUCGAGGAACCCAGUCUGCGCUGUGUGGAGUUAGUUCAUGAGGAGAUGCAGAGGAUUAUCCAGCACUGCAGCAACUAUAGCACACAGGAGUUACUGAGGUUUCCAAAGCUCCACGAUGCCAUAGUAGAAGUGGUCACCUCCCUACUUAGAAAAAGACUUCCAGUCACUAAUGAAAUGGUUCACAACCUGGUGGCGAUAGAGCUGGCCUACAUCAACACCAAGCACCCAGACUUUGCUGAUGCCUGUGGUCUCAUGAACAAUAACAUAGAAGAGCAGAGACGCAGCAGAAUGAGAGACCUGCCCUCUGCUGUUCCCAGAGACAAGUCUCAUAAAGGCCCAGGUGGACAUUCUCUGUCUACCACUGAGCCACCUCUCCCUGAGGGUGAGGCUGCCAAGGCUGCAGCCAGUAGCUCUCAGGGUGGCUUGACAGGCGAGCAGGUGGACAGUGGGAUGGGGAACUGGAGAGGCAUGCUGAAGAGAGGAGAAGACGUUGUGGUUGGAGAAAGGACUAGUGUCCAUAAUCCACUCACUGCAAGCCCACAGAAGGGCCACGCUGUCAACCUGCUUGAUGUGCCUGUUCCAGUGUCGAGGAAGUUGUCUGCUCGAGAGCAGAGAGACUGUGAGGUCAUUGAGAGACUAAUCAAGUCAUACUUCCUUAUUGUCCGGAAAAACAUCCAGGACAGUGUACCAAAGGCGGUGAUGCACUUUUUGGUGAACCAUGUGAAGGACUGCCUGCAGAGUGAGCUGGUGGGUCAGCUUUAUAAGACGGCCCUGCUGGAUGACCUGCUCAUAGAGUCUGAGGACAUGGCUCAGAGACGCACCGAGGCUGCAGACAUGCUCAAGGCAUUACAGAAAGCCAGCCAGGUGAUAGCAGAGAUCAGAGAAACACACCUGUGGUGAGUGCAACUCCUCUUCCCCC
Molecule: messenger RNA, 2329 nt
Organism: Thalassophryne amazonica
Lineage: Eukaryota; Metazoa; Chordata; Actinopteri; Batrachoidiformes; Batrachoididae
Gene: dnm1l
Product: dynamin 1-like
Exons: 20
Coding region: 109-2310 (733 amino acids)
Biological process (GO): mitochondrial fragmentation involved in apoptotic process; mitochondrial fission
Cellular component (GO): cytoplasm; microtubule; mitochondrion
Molecular function (GO): GTP binding; microtubule binding; GTPase activity
Source: RefSeq, a predicted model, not a curated record